This is a messenger RNA of Silurus meridionalis, 5395 nucleotides long. RefSeq names its product stromal antigen 2a (gene stag2a). Gene Ontology annotation, biological process: sister chromatid cohesion. The record is from RefSeq and is a predicted model, not a curated record. The coding region runs from base 295 to 4059 and encodes 1254 amino acids. Gene Ontology annotation, cellular component: chromatin; nucleus; cohesin complex. Gene Ontology annotation, molecular function: chromatin binding. NCBI's taxonomy places the organism in Eukaryota, Metazoa, Chordata, Actinopteri, Siluriformes, Siluridae. The transcript has 34 exons.
GCAGUUCUGUCUCUGGGCGGCAGGUGGCGCAGGAGUACGAGUUCGCUGCAGCCCCAGCGGUGAAAACACGGAGCAUUAGCCCAGUAGCGUAAUAAACCCGUGUGCUUUAGUCAGUAUUCAUGUAAACUUGUCUUAUGAUCGGUGUAUUUAGGUUUUCUCCGCUCUACACGGACCGGAACUGCAGCUGACGGAGCGGAUCUGCUCCACAUCUCCACUCAGUAGUUGUUCUUCAUUGGUUCUCCUGCAGUGAGGACAGGCUUCCAUUAACACCUGCAAACAGAAGAUGCUGCAGAAAUGAUAGCAGCUCACGAGUUACACACCGACUACACCUUCUCUCAUGAAACAGACACUCAGUUCUCUUCAGAUACAGAUUUGGAGGAUCCUGAGGGGCGGAGCCUUAAACCAGGAAAAGGAAAGAAGGGGAAGAAGACAGUGGUGCGUGCUCAGAGUCGAGUAAAUGGACAUCAUCAGGAGAAUGGAACAGAGAACCUUGCGCUGUUUGAGAUCAUUAAAUUGGGCAAGAGUGCAACACAGUCAGUGGUAGAUGACUGGAUUGAGGCAUAUAAGAGUGAUCGAGAUGCUGCUUUGCUGGACCUCAUUAACUUCUUCAUACACUGUUCUGGCUGUAAAGGUGCUGUGAGUUCAGAAAUGUUUCGUCACAUGCAGAACUCUGAGAUCAUCAGAAGAAUGACUGAGGAGUUUGAUGAGGACAGCGGGGACUACCCCCUGACCAUGGCAGGUCCUGUGUGGAAGAAGUUCCGUUGGGGUUUCUGUGAGUUUAUUGGUGUAUUGGUGCGUCAGUGUCAGUACAGCAUCAUCUAUGAUGAGUACAUGAUGGACACCAUCAUCUCUCUCCUCACCGGCCUGUCUGACUCUCAGGUCCGAGCUUUCAGACACACCUCUACUCUCGCAGCGAUGAAGUUGAUGACAGCGUUGGUAAACGUUGCUCUGAAUCUGAGCAUCAACAUGGACAACACACAGAGACAGUACGAUACCGAACGCAACAAGAGUCUGGGGAAGAGAGCUAACGACCGCCUGGAGCUUCUACUGCAGAAACGCAAGGAGCUCCAGGAGAAUCAGGAUGAUAUUGAAAACAUGAUGAAUGCUAUCUUUAAAGGCGUGUUUGUCCAUCGAUACAGAGAUUCGAUAGCGGAGAUCAGAGCGAUCUGUAUUGAGGAGAUUGGUGUGUGGAUGAAGAUGUACAGCGAUGCCUUUCUGAAUGACAGCUAUCUGAAAUAUGUGGGCUGGACCAUGCAUGAUAAGCAGGGAGAGGUACGGUUGAAGUGUCUCACUGCUCUGCAGGGUUUGUAUUAUAACCGAGAGCUGAACACCAGACUGGAACUCUUCACCAGCCGCUUUAAGGACCGAAUUGUGUCCAUGGCGCUGGAUAAAGAGUAUGAUGUUGCAGUUCAGGCCAUUAAACUGCUCACACUCGUCCUGCAGAGCAGUGAUGAAGUGCUGACGGCUGAGGACUGUGAGAGUGUAUAUCAUCUGGUUUACUCCGCCCACCGCCCCAUCGCCGUAGCAGCGGGGGAGUUCCUCUAUAAAAAGUUGUUCAGUCAGCGGGGUCCGGAGGAGGAGGGGCUACCGAGGAGAGGGCGACAAUGUCUGAAUGCAAACCUCAUCAAAACCACAGUCUUCUUCUUUCUGGAGAGUGAGCUACAUGAACAUGGUGCGUACCUUGUGGACAGUUUGUGGGAGUGUGGGUCAGAACUGUUAAAGGACUGGGAGAGUUUUAUCAGCCUUCUACUGGAUGAACCUUUUCCUGGAGAGGAAGCUCUAACAGACAGACAGGAGACGGCUCUGAUUGAGAUCAUGCUGUGUGCUGUCAGACAGGCAUGUGAGUGUCACCCACCCGUUGGGCGUGGCACAGGGAAGAGGGUCUUGACGGCAAAGGAAAAGAAAACACAGCUAGAUGAUCGGACCAAAAUCACAGAGAUCUUUGCUGUGGCUCUUCCGCUGCUCCUGGCUAAAUACUGCGUAGAUGCUGAGAAGGUAACAAACCUGUUGCAGUUACCACAGUAUUUUGAUCUAGAGAUCUAUACCACGGGCCGGCUGGAGAAGCACCUGGAUGCACUUCUGCGUCAGAUCCGAGAUGUGGUGGAAAAGCACACAGAUACAGGUGUUUUGGAGGCGUGUUCCAUGACGUUCCACGCUCUGUGCAAUGAGGAGUUCACCAUCUACAACCGUGUGGACAUCACACUGAGCCAGCUGAUGGACGAGCAGAUUGACAAGCUCAACCGCCUGCUCGACGACUUCCUCAACGAGGGGGAGGAGCCUGAUGAAGACGACACCUUUCAGGUUUUAUCAACGCUCAAGAGAAUUACAGCCUUUCACAAUGCCCAUGACCUGACAAAAUGGGAUCUAUUCAGCUGUAACUACAGGCUGCUGAACACAGGACUGCAGAAUGGAGACAUGCCUGAACAGAUAGUGGUGCAUGCUAUGCAGUGCACUCAUUACGUUAUCCUGUGGAACCUGGCAAAAGUCUCAGAGGGCAUCUCCUCAAAGCGUGACCUGGUGACCUUGAGGAAGCAGACGCGAGCGUUCUUCCUGAUGUGUCAGCGGUACCUCAGCAGCCUCAGCAUGGCUGUUAAAGAACAGGCCUUCACUAUCCUGUGUGAUGCGUUAAUGAUCUUCAGUCAUCAGAUCAUGGCGUCAGGUCGGGAUGCAAUGGAGCCUCUGGUCUUCAGUCCAGACUCGUCCCUGCAAAGCGACCUGCUCAACUUCGUCCUUAAUCACGUCUUCAUCGAGCAGGAUGAUGAUGGCAGCACUGAUGGACAGCAGGAUGAUGAAGCAGGAAAGAUCGAGGCACUACAUAAGCGCAGAAACCUGUUAGCAGCGUACUGUAAACUGAUCAUUUAUAAUGUAGUGGAGAUGAGCACCGGAGCAGACAUCUUCAAACAGUACAUGAGAUACUAUAAUGAUUAUGGUGACAUCAUAAAGGAGACAAUGAGUAAGACGAGACAGAUCGAUAAGAUUCAGUGUGCCAAAACCCUCAUCCUCAGCCUGCAGCAGCUGUUUAAUGAGAUGCUCAGUGAGCUUGGCUGUAACUUUGAUCGUUCUUCUGCGGUGUUCUGUGGAAUUAAAGAACUUGCCCGCCGGUUCUCCCUCACGUUUGGCUUGGACCAGCUAAAGACUCGUGAAGCCAUCGCUAUGCUGCACAAGGAUGGUAUAGAGUUUGCGUUUAAGGAGCCAAGUCCUCAGGGUGAGGGAACACCCCCUCUCAACCUUGCCUUCCUGGACAUCCUCAGUGAGUUCUCGUCCAAACUGCUGCGCCAGGACCGCAGGACUGUACACAUGUACCUGGAGCGCUUCAUGACGUUUCAGAUGUCCCUGCAGAGGGAGGAGUGUUGGUUGCCCCUCAUCUCCUACAGGAACUCCCUGCAGGCCGGGGCAGAUGAUGACACGCUGUCUGUCCUCAGCGGUGUCAGUGGCCGAGGCUCCACCCGCAGCAGGAAGCCCAGAGUAAACCCCGCCCCCUCCAAGAGGAAGCUGCCUGAGGAGGAGAGUAGCUGUAGCAGCACUGAUGCGAGUGUAUGGAUGACUCGUGAGCAGCAGCCUCAGACUCCCAUGAUGAUGUCACCACCUGCAGUGAUGUCAUCACCCCACAUGACCGCCACCGUACUGCGGGAAACUAAAAAGCCCCGCCCAGAGGAGGGAUACGUGGGCGUGUACACCAUGAGCAACCAAUCACAGCACAACACGUUACAGCAGCCACACGCACACAUGGACUACAAUACACAGGUAGCGUGGAUGUUAGCACAGCGGCAGCAGCAGGAGAGAGCGAAUAUCCAAAACGCCAAGAUGAGGAGUCACAUGCAGCACACCAUUCGGCGGAGUGCAGGUCUGAUGGAGGAUGAUGAAGAGCCGAUUGUAGAAGAUGUGAUGAUGUCCUCAGAGCAGCGACUGGAAGACCUGAAUGAGGGCAUGGACUUCGAUACCAUGGACAUCGACCUGCUGGCGUCUAAAAACCGGCGUGAGAGGACGGAGCUGAAACCCGAUUACUUUGACCCUGCCUCCAUCAUGGACGACUCUGUGCUGAACGUGUCGAUGUUCUGAUGCAGUGGUUGUGAGAUUGAGAAGCAUGGCCAAUGUUCUCCACUCACUUCCUCUUCUCCAGCCGUGUGACGAGGCUACACUUCCUAUUUCAUGCCUAUGUUGUUGUUGGCAGCGUGUGGGCGGAGCUUAUGGAGCCGGCGCCUUUCCUUUUUAGUUUUUAUAACUUGUAGAGAAACUUUUUUUGAUGUUUAGAUGAUUUUAUAAAGACAAUCAGCUGUAAAUCAGAAGUUUAUAAAGCAAAUGAAAUCACUUUCUAACUCUCACACACACAUUAUUGUCCUCUAGUCUCAGUCACCAUAGUAACAACACUCCAGAGCAGAAGUUUAUUCAUCAUCAUUAUUAUUCUUUUUAUUAAUAUCAGGAACAUUUCAGUCAGGAGCAGAUGAUGCUGCGUUUCUGAACUUGGGUCGUUCGUCAGCUGAGAGGAAACUAUUGUUCAGCGCUAAUGUAGCUAACGUAACGGAAGUGUUUAGCCAGCAGGUGCGCUAAACGUGCAUAUGGGGAAAAUAGGUGAUGUGAAAAAACGCCCUACUUGACACAACUUGGGGGUGUGGCUUACAUGUAAGGGGUGGGGCUUAAAGCUUGAGUGUAAGAAUCAAAAUGGGAAAACAGAUUUUAUAUUUAUGUUUUUAAAGGGACUGGGAAUCCGGUGUCUCCUGAAGUGACUGAUGAUUUAGCGAUCAGUGCUAAUCUGGUGCCUGUGUGUGUGUGUGUUAGCUGCGUUAGCGCUGGAGCACCUCUUACUAAUUUUUUGUGUUUUUUUCACACAUGAUCACUGCCUCUCAGAUUUAACUUUUUAUUAUUCAUGAUAAAAUGAUAAUAUAUUAUUAUAUAUCUAUUAAAUCUAUAAUUCUACCAGAUGUGUGAACAUGUGACUUGGUGCUGAUUUGUAUUUCACUUUUCUUUUUAAUGGAACAGAACACUUCAGCAGACCGAGAACAACCUGUAAUCUUACUUUAAUUUCUGCUUCGCUUCACUUCUGUUACUUUCUUUGUUUUUGGGUUAAAAUGAUGAAUCAUGAAAAUCUUAUUAAUGGCGGGUGUGCUGUUUCCAUGGUGAUGGUAACCAGGGUGAGGGGGUAGACAUGAUGAGGGUAGGCAGAGCCGGAUGGGGUGUUUAUGCAUAUUCAUUAUCCCUUUGUAGAACUGCUGAAAGAGGUGUGUGUGUGUGUGUGUGUGUGUGUGUGUGUGUGUGUGUGUAAUAUAUUGGACUGUAUAUAAGCGUUUUUUUAUUCUAUUUACAAAAGAAAAAUGUCCGCUGUUGCAUUUCCUGUUUGUAUUUAUGUCUGGAGAAAAAAAAACUUUUGGAACUAAAUAAACCCUGGGCUGUGAUUUUA